GGGGUGUGUGAGAGCCGGGCUGUCUGGGGUUUCGGAGAACUGGACGAUUUCGUUGGCGUUCUUUCUCCAUCUCAUACAACAGCCCUGAUGCCUGUCCCGCUGUGUUGGAAGCCCACUGCCCCCACCUCCCCUCUCCCAGCCUCUCACUCGGGUUUGCUAAUGCUGGCAUCUUCUCCAAUCUGCUUCGUAGGACCCGACAAUGACUCUCAACAACGUCACCAUGCGCCGGAGCACUGUGGGCAUGCAGCCCCAACAGCAGCGCUGGAGCAUCCCAGCUGAUGGCAGGCAUCUGAUGAUUCAGAAAGAACCUCGCCACCGACCUGCCCCCGCCCCCGACGACCACUGCCGUCGGAGCUGGUCCUCCGACUCCACAGACUCGGUCAUCUCGUCCGAGUCCGGCAACACCUACUACAGGGUGGUGCUGAUAGGGGAACAGGGCGUGGGCAAGUCCACACUGGCCAACAUCUUCGCUGGUGUGCAUGACAGCAUGGACAGCGACUGCGAGGUGCUUGGAGAAGAUACGUAUGAGCGCACCCUGAUGGUGGAUGGGGAGAGUGCAACAAUUAUACUUCUGGACAUGUGGGAGAAUAAGGGGGAGAAUGAAUGGCUCCAAGACCACUGCAUGCAGGUCGGAGAUGCCUACCUGAUCGUCUACUCCAUAACAGACCGGGCAAGCUUUGAGAAGGCAUCUGAGCUAAGGAUCCAGCUCCGCAGGGCCCGGCAGACAGAGGACAUUCCUAUCAUUUUGGUUGGCAAUAAAAGUGACUUAGUGCGGUGCCGGGAAGUGUCUGUAUCAGAAGGGAGAGCUUGUGCUGUGGUGUUUGACUGCAAGUUCAUUGAGACCUCCGCGGCUGUCCAGCACAAUGUGAAGGAGCUGUUUGAAGGCAUCGUGCGCCAGGUGCGCCUGCGCCGGGACAGCAAGGAGAAGAACGAGAGGCGCCUGGCCUACCAGAAGAGGAGAGAGAGCAUCCCGAGGAAAGCCAGGCGCUUCUGGGGCAAGAUCGUGGCCAAAAACAACAAGAACAUGGCCUUCAAGCUCAAGUCCAAGUCCUGUCAUGACCUUUCUGUGCUCUGAGCUUUCAGAGAGAUACGGAUGUCCCCUUGAUGGACAUUGUAGGAGGCCGUUGGUGCUGGUAAUCUAUAUUAGAUUGGAUUCUUAAAUACGGCUAGAGGUGGCUUUCCCCAGUGCAGCCUGGAACUCACUCAUACCUCCUGGGCAACGUGCUUAAUAGGGGAUGAAGGAGCCGAGCACACAAUCAGUAUUUAUUUACAGGAAAAGCCUGACCUUGUUACUUAAGUAAUAAGGUCUUCAUAUGUAUUUCUUCUCUCCUUUGGAUAGUGAAGAAGUGAAGCCUGCAGAGGAAUGCCUGCAACAAGAACUGUUAUCCCAACAUUUUCCCCAGUGUUCUGAUAGGUGAAUAUGAGGCCGUUGGCUCACAAACAACUCUUGGAAGGCUAAGAGUAUAUAUUCCCAAAGAGGUAGAACUUUCUAUACACCCUGUUUCUGUGGAGCUGGUCUUGUAGAGCUAACCUCAUCCUCAUGGUUCUGACUAUUGUUAAUCCAUCAAACUGUGAAAAGCAAUGAGAGGUCUUGCUGGAAACUAAAUCUUACGGAGCAGUUUCUGCUAGUGCCUAAAGAGGUCUGUAGGGUUGGGAAUUGAUACACGUACCACCUGGAGACUCAGAAAUUGUAUCUUACGUGUCUUAACAUAUUUUUAUGUAAGGGGAAAUUAAUCAAAAUCUACUUAAUCAAACCACCUUUUGUGUUUCAUUAUUUUCCAAACCAUGGAGCCAUCAUGAAAUGUUUUUGAAAAUCUGAAUUACUGAUAUCCUGCAGUGCAAGAUGCCAAAUGUUCAAACAUUAUCCAAGGUCUGAUUUUUUUAUAAAACACACAACAAGAAAGCUUUCAGAACUUUGGGGUGACCCUUGUAUGCCACAGCUGGGCUCUAUUUAUUAUUAUUUUGCAACAAUAACCAUUUUAACAUUUGAUAAAGCAUAUUUAUGAACAUAUUUCUUAAGAAGUUCAUUUUAUUACCAUUUUCUAUCUUUUUUCAAAAUAUGUAAGUUUUUACCUAUAUGUCUUAUAAUAAAAGAAAUAAAAUCUUUGAAAAAAAAAGGCAUUCUUAAAUGUUUUCCUCCCUGUUAGAAUGAUUGUGGCUCUUCUCAUGUAACUGGCAAGUUCAUUCUAAAGUGAUAGACCUGUUAUUUUAUUUCUGUUUCUCAUUGGCAGUAGCCUGAUCAUAAUCUGUUUAAAAAGUGUCCCAACAUGUCUGCUUUGGAAUUAUGAUCUGUGAUAAUGCCAAGUUGCUCUGGCUGAUACAGUUGGGAAGUAUUUGGGGGGUCAUCGGAAUGUCAAGUUAAAGUAAAAGCUUCAGUGGCCUUUGACAUUGGUCUGGCAAAUUCCUCGCUGUUCUCCCUGAAGGCUUUUAGUUUUUGGCCUGACUACAGCAUUAGAGGUGGCUAUGAAGGAUUGGAGGGAAAAAAAGGAAAGGUGAUUUUCAACCUGAGGUUUAGGCAUGCAGGGCUUCCCUCAGUUUCGCCUCCUUGACAUGAAUGUAGUUUGUCGCUGAUUGUAAAUGCACACAUGGCCAGCUGCCUUUACAGCCCUCUGGCUGGAAUGGAGCCACCUGGGUCUCCUGUCACAUG
Molecule: messenger RNA, 2647 nt
Organism: Ochotona curzoniae (black-lipped pika)
Lineage: Eukaryota; Metazoa; Chordata; Mammalia; Lagomorpha; Ochotonidae
Gene: GEM
Product: GTP binding protein overexpressed in skeletal muscle
Exons: 4
Coding region: 200-1075 (291 amino acids)
Biological process (GO): negative regulation of high voltage-gated calcium channel activity
Cellular component (GO): plasma membrane
Molecular function (GO): calcium channel regulator activity; GTPase activity; GTP binding
Source: RefSeq, a predicted model, not a curated record